This is a messenger RNA of Varanus komodoensis (Komodo dragon), 996 nucleotides long. Its product is annotated as mas-related G-protein coupled receptor member H-like. The record is from RefSeq and is a predicted model, not a curated record. The transcript has a single exon. NCBI's taxonomy places the organism in Eukaryota, Metazoa, Chordata, Lepidosauria, Squamata, Varanidae. The coding region runs from base 1 to 996 and encodes 331 amino acids. Gene Ontology annotation, biological process: G protein-coupled receptor signaling pathway. Gene Ontology annotation, molecular function: G protein-coupled receptor activity. Gene Ontology annotation, cellular component: membrane.
AUGACCACACCGACGUCUCAGUCCUCCUUGGACGGUGGAUCCAAGCUUGGUAUGAACGAGACUGACGUGGUAUAUUUUAGGAAUGAGAGCAUUAUCUUUUCUACUCUUACUCUUGCUCUCUGCCUUUUUGGAUUUAUGGGGAAUGGAACCAUCAUCUGGCUUCUUGGCUUCCAUAUAAAGCGGAAUCCGUUCUCCACUUGCAUUCUUCAUUUGGCAGUUGCUGACCUUGGGGUCCUCAUAAACCUAGCAUUAAUAGCAACCUCUUUGAUUCAAUUACCUGAAAAGGAACACAUCACUUUGGCUAUGACACCUACCGUUUACAGUAUAUUGCGCAUCAUGUACUGCACCAGUCAGCUUCUUCUGAUAGUGAUCAGCAUUGACCGGUGUGUGGUGGUCCUCUUUCCAAUUUGGCAUCGAUGUCACCGGCCACCCAAAUUGCCCACCAUCAUCUGCAUCCUCAUAUGGGUUCUCUCCUUCACCCUCUUUGCAAUUUCUGUGCUUGUUUUGCAUGUUCGCAAAGACCCACUGAUCUUGGGUCUUCUGACUGUCCUGCUCUACCCUCUGAUGGCUGCCUCUACUCUCAUCCUGUUUGUGAAGGUCCACUACAAACAGCACCACUGUCAGAAAACAACAGCUUCAAUAGUAAUUCUGCUUGCCCUUUUAUUUUUCCUCAUCUUCAAUAUUCCAGUGGGUGUCUACGUGGUCAUAUCUAAUCUCUGGUCUGCCAAUGGCAUUGUUCAAAGCAUCACAAUCUGUGUUCUUUCUGGGAAAUCAAACUUUACUAUUUCAGUUGGAAAUGCCUCUAAAAUAAGGCCUUAUCUGUCUAUGCUUUCUGAGAACCUUGCUUUUCUCUGCAUCACUCUAAACAGCAGCAUCAACCCAAUUCUUUACUUCUUUGCUGGAAGAGAAAAGAAGGAUUGGUUUGCAUUGUUCAGGAUGAAAGUGGCCCUGCAGAAGCUCUUUCAGGAAGAGGAAGACCAGAGGCAAGUGGAGUAA